Molecule: messenger RNA, 5243 nt
Organism: Petromyzon marinus (sea lamprey)
Lineage: Eukaryota; Metazoa; Chordata; Hyperoartia; Petromyzontiformes; Petromyzontidae
Gene: RXFP1
Product: relaxin family peptide receptor 1
Biological process (GO): hormone-mediated signaling pathway; activation of adenylate cyclase activity; adenylate cyclase-activating G protein-coupled receptor signaling pathway
Cellular component (GO): plasma membrane
Molecular function (GO): G protein-coupled peptide receptor activity; protein binding
Source: RefSeq, a predicted model, not a curated record
CCUCUCCACCGCUAGCCUGCCUCUCCCUCUCACCCAGUUAGCCUCUCCACCGCUAGCCUGCCUCUCCCUCUCACCCCGUUAGCCUCUCCACCGCUAGCCUGCCUCUCCCUCUCACCCCGUUAGCCUCUCCACCGCUAGCCUGCCUCUCCCUCUCACCCCGUUAGCCUCUCCGCUGCUAGCCUAUCUGCCACGCUCCGUUCGCUCUGCUCUCUCUCUCACUACACACUGGUAGCUUCCCACCGUGCACUCUGCUAUCUUCUCUACUGCUAGCCUCUCGCUAUGUACACUGCUAGCUUCUCCACUGCCAGCCUUCCGCUAUAUACUCUGAGAGCUUCUCUACUGCUAGUCUUCGCGCACUCACACUUAGGAUUCCGAUAGCCUCUCUACUGCUAGCCUUUAUACCCUUGCCUCCAGUGGGUGUUUCGGCCAUCGACGGCUGGAGAGGAUGGGGUGUGGAGAGCGGGGGCCCUGGACUUCUCUUGCGUAUUGCGCUUCUCUUUGCUCCAACCAACAACUUCCCCCCCCCCCGUCCCUGGCCUCACACCUUCCGUAUUUAUCAUGCUCCUCAUUAAAGGCCCUAAUUAAGCUGGCGUCCUCCAGUCGCCCCUCGCACGUGGCGUCCGCUGCUAUCGCCUCAAUCUGCAGACUCCGAUGCGCCUACACCGUGUCUGCAUUUGCAGCCGGUCAGUCACCGCUGCGCGUCUGACUUAAUUGGUCGUCUCUCUCUCUCUCUGGAUUGCCCUCACACCGCAGCUGUUUAUCCUGGCGUGAAUUCACUGUCCGCGGCUCACACGUGCAUGCACACCGCUUGCAAAACCCCACGCGCGUUACUCCUCUGCAGAUAUAUUUAAAACAAAAAAAACAUGACAUUUAAACAAACAUUGUUUGUCUUAUACAUGCUGAAGCGAUGCACCGUAUUAAAAAAAAAACGUCAUCACUUCGAGAACGUUAACAUGAACGUACAGAUCCUAAACUCCCGUCGAUUUAGAUUUUUUUUUUAUAAAAAAAAAUCCAAAAAGCAAACAGCGUAUAUUUAUGAAACAAAAUCCUCUGAAAGCGGAGUUUUGUGCACGUCGGGGAGAGACGGUGAAUAAACUGACGCGCGCUGUCGCACAAAAGAGCCCGACACAAAAGAAGUGAAUCUUACGUCCUUAUUAUCGACACCAACGCUCUCUCGAAGUGCCAGAGGAUCUCAUGGAUUUUGAGCGAUUUGACCGCAGCCGCUGCACCUGAGGCCCGCGCGCGCGCGCGCUUGCUCGCUCGCUCUCUCUCUCUUCGUAAGGAGGCUUCAAAGGGCGUCGUGGGGAAGUGAUUCGUGGGCGUACAGGUGUGGAGCACGUAACCGCGAGUUAUACGCAGCGUCUUCUGUUACGACUGCAGCGUGAUUGCAAAGAAGGUCUGACGCGAGCGUGAAAAUUGACAUCUGUGCAGUUCACGAGGAGCACGCGAAUGACAAGGUGUGGUGGCCUGGCAAUGUCCGCUGGGCCAUUUCCCGUGCGGGAAUCUGAGCGACGUGUGUCUGCCACAGCCGCUGCACUGCAACAACGUCGUCGACUGCGGGAACGGCGCCGACGAAGAGAACUGUGGCGACAACAGUGGCUGGCCCCAACUGUUCGACAAGUUUUUCGGAGUAAUGUCGCCCUACUCGAGGAAGGGGAAAUUAACAGAAUGCCUGCUAGAAAUAUAUCCCAAGAGCUGCACAUGCCAGGGGAAGGAGUUGGACUGCGAUGGCUUAAACUUACGCUCCAUUCCCAACGCUCCACCCAACAUCACAGUCUUUUCAUUGCAGAAAAACAGACUCCGAACUCUUCCGGCAUUCGUGUUUCGGAGAUACGCAAGCCUGGAAAAGCUGUACCUGCAGAAUAACCAGAUAAGAUCAGUGUCCAGCAGAGCAUUUUCUGGACUUCACAACCUUACCCGCCUGUAUCUCAGUCACAACCAUAUCACCGUGCUCAAGCCAAGAGUGUUUCAAGACCUGCGUUGGCUAGAGUGGCUGAUCAUCGAUAACAACAGGCUGAUUAAAAUAUCACAGAAGUCCUUCCUUGGCCUGCAAUCCCUCGUUAUGCUGGUGUUGCUGAACAAUACACUUCAUGAAUUACCCAGGAAGUCCAUCUGUAAAGGAAUGCCACAGCUGAACUGGUUUGACCUGGAAGGAAACCAGAUCCAGUCGGUGAGAAAUUCUACAUUUCUGGGCUGUGAUCAACUGACUGUAUUGGUUCUGCAGAGGAAUGCACUCAGUCUUCUUGGCGAAAAUACAUUUUCACCUCUAAAGAAGCUGGGAGAACUUGACAUUUCAGCAAACAAAAUCCAGAAGCUGCCGCUGAACAUUUUCCAGAAUUUGCAAGAGCUUUCAAAUUUGAACCUCUCUUAUAAUCCUUCGCUGUCUAUACACUCGCAGCAGUUUGACUUUUUGAAGAGCCUGGAGUCCUUGAGCAUGGAAGGAAUUGAGAUAAACAACAUUCAGAAUCGAAUGUUCAAGCCACUCCGGGCCCUCUCCCACAUAUACUUUAAGAAGUUCCAGUACUGUGGCUACGCUCCGCACGUGCGCAGCUGCAAGCCCAACACGGACGGCAUCUCGUCCUUCGAAGACCUCCUCGCCAACGUGGUGCUGCGUGUCUUCGUGUGGGUGGUGGCCUUCGCUACAUGCUUCGGGAACCUCUUCGUGGUGUGCAUGCGCACGUACAUCCGCGCCGAGAAUCAGCUGCACGCCCUGUCCAUCAAAUCGCUCUGCUGCGCCGACUGCCUCAUGGGCAUCUACCUGUUCUUCGUGGGGGCGUAUGACCUGCGCUACCGCGGGGAGUACAACCGCCACGCACAGCUCUGGAUGGCCAGCGUGCCGUGCCGCAUCAUGGGCUCCCUCGCCAUGCUCUCCACCGAGGUCUCGGUGCUCCUGCUCACCUAUCUCACCAUCGAGAAGUACCUCUGCAUCGUCUUUCCCUUCAGCAACUUCAGGCCGAAGCGGUGCCGCACGUUCUCCGUUCUCACCGCCAUCUGGCUCCUGGGAUUCGCCGUCGCCUUCACGCCACUGUGGAAUGAAGACUUCUUUGGGAAUUAUUAUGGCCGCAACGGGGUCUGCUUCCCACUGCACUCGGACCAGACCGAGAGGCCCGGGGCUCAGGCCUACUCCGUGGCCAUAUUCCUAGGAGUGAACCUCAUAGCAUUCGUCACCAUAGUCUUUUGCUACAUCAGCAUGUUCUGCAGUGUGCGGCGCACGGGCCUCCAAACGGCCGAGCUGUGCAACCGCAUCAGCAAGGAGAUCGGCAUCGCCAAGCGCUUCUUCUUCAUCGUCUUCACUGACGCGCUCUGCUGGCUGCCCAUCUUCCUGCUCAAGCUGCUGUCGCUGCUGCAUGCCGAGAUCCCCGGCAGCAUCACGUCGUGGGUCGUCAUCUUCAUCCUGCCCAUCAACAGUGCGCUCAACCCCAUCCUCUACACACUCACCACGCGCUACUUCCGUGAGAAGGUGCGCCACCUGCUGCGCGAGCGCUGGCGCCGCCGCUCCGAGCUCAGCGAGGCAGCUGCCUCCGCCGCCGCCAACGGCGCCGUCGCCGGCACGGCUGCCUCCGCCGGCGGCGCCCAAUCCGUGCCUCCAUCUGCCUCCCAGGGCCACGCCAAGGUCGGCUUCACCAGCUCGCUCAUAUGGCUCGAGACGUUCGACGGCAAGACCUCCGGCGCCACCGUCGCGUCAACGACAAUUGUGACGACUAACGGGGGUGCCGCCGGGCAGGCGAUGGCCGGAGCGGCGACGGCCGGGGUGGCGGCGGCGACGGCGAUGACAACGACGGGCGCCAGCGGCGCGACCCCGCGGUCGUCCUCGUCCUCCUCCUCCUCGUCCUCCACGUCCACGGUGGCGCUGUGCCGGUUCAGCUUCCUCAAACGCUUCUCCAACAUCGAUCAGAUCAUCUUACCGCCGCCACCGCCGAGGGGAACUUGAUGGAAGGUCCGCGCAGCGCAGAGGACUGGGAAAAAGCCCGCAAUGGAUUUAAUUGAGGUUGUAGAUAUUUCAAUGGCAGAUGUGGGAGGGGUUGCGCUCUCGAGAGUGGACAUCAGAGGUCGGGUAGUGCCUGUGCAGCAGCUGUGGAGUCUCACAGAGGGCAGUGGCAGUUGAGGUGUGGGGCAUUGGUGGCUUUGGCAGCGAUGUUUUUCAUAAUCAUGACAAAUAGGUUAUUACGUUUUAGUCUUUUACAUCUCUUAUACCAAUAAUUCAAAGUGGUCUCAGUCUUUAUGUUUUUCUGUUGUUUUAUUUUAUAAUUCAACUAGGUCUCUUGUUUGGAAAUGCAGCUUUAUGAAAAGCUAAACCGUUUUGCCUUCAGUUUGCACCGCGAUUAUUUUGAGUCAUGUGACUUUGAGCAUUGCCCUUUCACUAGAUUCCACUGUCGUCUAAGCUAGUGAACCGUUAAUGCCGAUCACUGGCUGAAGUUAGUCUGAAUAAUAUUGUUUGCAGUCAUAGAACGCGAUUAUUUAUAUACGUGCAGUGUGCAUGCAAUGGUAACAUUUGGAUAUUUUUUUAGUAUUGUUGAUAAUGUGCAAGACGACAAUGAAAAAAGAAACAGCAACGUGGAUGUCACAAAAUUAAACUUCAUUAACCUCAGUCUCUAGUGUUGCUGCAAAUUUAGCCAAAUCAUCUGUGUAAAUAUGGGCGUUUAUAGCAUAAACAAAUUAUAUGAUUUAAACCGUUUAUACUUGUGUAAUUGCGUAUUUCUAAGUCAGGGACUAUAAAUAAGCUGAUUGAAAUAAAAUCUUAAAAUAAAAUACAUGUUUUCUAUGUAUAUAAUAUAAAGUAUAGUAACCUUUACAUGUGUACAAACGUAGACGUGAUCAGAAUGUUUGCCUAAUAAACUUGAUACACUGGUGUAUGUCAAAAUAAUAACAAUAAUAUUACAUCUUUAUGAAGUCCACAGUAAUAACCAUGAUACAUUUCAGGUUAUUGUUACUUUAUUCGUUGCUUAAAAUACAUUUUCACGGAUGGUACAUUAAUCUCAUUUACAGAAAACCUAUAAAUUAAUGUGCAUUACGUUUACAUUGGAAUAUAUUAUCUUAAAAUUCUAAGAGAAUUCUGGAUAUCGAUGCCCUGGUGGCUCUGGUAGAGAAGGCAGCAGAGUCCAUCCCGGAUAUUCGACUCUCAGGCGGAGUGAGCGGGCAGAAUUGCCGACUAGCUGUGACGUGGCAGCAAUGGAUUUAUCUUCUUUGGUUCUUUCGGUAAAGUCACGUAGAAUGAGAAUAAAAUAAUAAAUUGAUAAAAUAAA